Molecule: messenger RNA, 6147 nt
Organism: Besnoitia besnoiti
Lineage: Eukaryota; Apicomplexa; Conoidasida; Eucoccidiorida; Sarcocystidae
Exons: 18
Coding region: 1-6147 (2048 amino acids)
Biological process (GO): signal transduction
Molecular function (GO): 3',5'-cyclic-nucleotide phosphodiesterase activity
Source: RefSeq, a predicted model, not a curated record
AUGUGGCGGCAGCGGCCACGGCCUGCCCCGGAUGCCCGGGCCACGGCGUGUCCUCUGCAGCCGCUCGAGCUGAGGCGUCGCGUGGAAGAAGGGACAGAAAGUAUGGCGAGAGUAGCUGAAAGCGAGGAGAGUGGCGAGGAAGACUGGGAGAGCGUUAGUGACGAUUCCUCGCCUCCGGCUGGCCGACUGCGCUCACUGGGCUCGGCGGAAUGGGGCGGAGAAGGUCUGAAGCGACGGCGCACUUCGUCCUCUCUCUCGUCCGAUGCGUCGCCUCGCUUCGUCCCGUUUUGUAAGGCCAGACGUGCUCCGUCGUCAGGGCGAGAAGAUGAAGUCUUUCCGGUGCAUCCGGGGAGGUUCGUUGCCGUCCCCAUGCAUCAGCGCACAGCAGACGCUGGCGGGGCUCUAGGGUCGGAAUCGUCCUCGUCUGCGUGUGCAGUUCUGGAGGAUUCGCCGACACCGGCGUCGCGGGCGAACCGCUUCGUCGCGAAUGCUGUCUGGGACUCAGCGUGCGGCACGCAGCGUCCUGCUGGGUCGCUCGCUCACUGCGCAGAGUCGCGGGAAAUCAGCGAGGAGCAAGUCCUCUCGUUCUUCGUGGGCGCCGAGAGUCUCCGCGAGGGAGAGGCGCCCGCUAGUGACCUCUCUCCGCGCUGCAACAGUCACACAGCCUCGGAGGCGCGCUGCAUGCCUGCAGAGAGAAAGGAGGAGAAACCCCGAGUGUUUCGACUCGUCGCGCGGUCCGGGACUGACCUGCAGACGGGUCGCCCGACCCGAGAGGACAAAAAGGCUGGCGCCGCCGCCGGCGAGUCGCGGCGUGCGCACGAUGGCCAGGAAGUCGAGCCCUGGGAGAGAGACAACGAAACCGAGGACGCCGGUCGCCAGUUCGUGCCGUUCCACAGCUCCAUCGCAAACCAGGUGCACAGACUCGGAGACAAACAGAGACAACGGACGCGCGAGCUAGGCGAAACAGCCGCGCGAUCCACGGCUCAGGAGAGUUUCUCAGUAGCUGUGGCGAAGGAAGACGCCGCAGGCGAGUCGAGGCAAGGAACGCCUGGGUCGCCACACAGUCGUGCAGGGACUCUGUCUCCGCGGGGGGGCGGGGGUGUUGCGGGAGCAGGUUCAGGGUGCGGAAAGCACGAGGGAUGCAAGGAAGGCGAGACCCAGAGGCAUCGUAGCGAAGAAGAGCGACAUGCCUCGUUCGAGGAGCAUACGCCCGCUGAGCGCUGGGCAUGGAGAAGGAUGCUCUCGCGCAGGCAGACCGAGCCUGUGCGAAGUCGAGCAAACUCGUUUGCGUCGACUUUACAUCGCGCGACGCGCACCGAAGGUGGAGCCAGUGCAGUUGAAACCCUGGAGGAGGACUUCGACCUGGUGCGUCACGCCAUGGUCUACAAGGGGACCUCGAAACGGAAGGCGAGGCGCAGGAACAAACUCCAGAGGAUGCUCACGACACAAAGGAGCGCGCAGGCCUUGGCGAGUGUGAACGACACAACGGAGGGUCGGCGACGGGGCGCCGCCCGAUGGGUGCGACAAACGUCCUCGAAAGCGCGGUUCUACGUCGCGGAAAAAGCUGCUGCGACUUUCGGCGCAGAGCUCGACUUGUAUACGGCAAGAACUGACAAGGCGAAAGAGCUGAGAAGAACAACCAAAGCGUCGUUGAGCCAGCUCGCCGACAGUGGCGGUCAUCGCGGCAUCGCUGAGUCGUCGGGGCCCAGCGCCCGGCCCUUCUGUCUGCUUCCCUUGAAGUUCCGCGACGACGACCUCGAGAAAGAAUACGUCGUGACGCUAAACACCCUCUGCGGGUCGCGAAUCCUUGCGUGUUUCGGGGUGUCGAUGCUUGUUUUGGUCGUGCUGUGGCCAUCCAUAGCGCGCUCGUUCCUCCUUUCUCCCCACCAGGCGGAGGGCCUGGGCCUUCUUCUCUUUCAUCUGCUCUGGUGCAUCAAGCUUCUCAGCUGGGGCGUUCUCUUACUCAUUUCUGCACUUCGAAAUAAAGUCUCCUUUUUCAGACGCCAUCUCGUCCUCUUCGCCACAACGCAGGUUACACUGGGGAUCACCUUUGUCAUUUCUCUCUGCUGCGCGUACGUAUCGCACUUCAUCUGCAUCCAUCGAGACACGAUCUCGCAGAUCAAUCAGGUCUACGAAGAUUACUUGACACUGGGCGGCCAUAAAGGUAAAUCGGUCAGGGGCUCUCUCGACAACUACCUCGAAGGUCGGCCCGUAGACCUCGUCCUGUUCACGCUAGGAGACGACUUCGUCGCUUCGCUCUCUCUUCUCAUGGUCCUCACUCUCGUCGAAAGCCUCGUCACAGUCGUCUGCCUUGGUUCGCUCAUACCGACCAGGACGCGGUACACCUGGCCUAUAUAUCUAGUUACGCCGUUGAUCUGUCCCCUGCCGUGCGUCAUUUCUAACGCCAUCGCCCCGUCGUUCAUCCAACUCUCGACUGUGAUCGUGUACUACUUCGUUUUUGUCACUGUUUGGCUCGCGGGGUUUCUCGUGCGGUACUCUGCCGAGUGUUCACAGCGAGCUGCCUUCUACUCCAGAGUGGCCCCACGGAAGGAGAUCGAGAACUUGAAAGACAGUUUGCGGCGCUUUCAUAAACAAGGAGGUUGUACAGCUGUCGAAGAGCUCCAACAGACCGCCAAGUGCAUGGAGGUUGUCGUCAAGCAGCUCGAGACCAACUGCGUCAGUGCAGUAGACCCAGAAGGCAUGCUCCAUGUGCACGAGCUGGCUCUUCUCGUAUCCAAGCUACAAGAAGUCCUGCGCGGCACAGACGACCUCUACUCCAUUCGGCAUACGCCGUUCAUGCUGGAAACGGCGACGGGCCAAGAGCUCCUGGAGUUGUAUGGAACAAGCCUGAGUCGCCAAGUUACACUGGCGUGGACAGGGGUGUGUGGAGACUGCCCAGACUCUGCGCCGCCGCACCGGCACAUGUCGUCGCGUGAGUCGUCUGUCGACAACCCAGCCUCGUGUUUGUUAUCGCAGCGAAAGACUUCGAACUGUUUUGUCCCGUCGCCGCCGCCGCUGUUUGACAGUGUCUCUGGCUUCCCCGCCCUCCAUCCCCCUCCGUUACGGCACCACACAGACCCUGUGCGGCGGCCUUCGUCGUCUCUCCUCUUCUCGCUGCACGCGGGACGCCACCGGCGUCCGCUGGGUGACAGGGUCGGGUGGCGGCUGCAUCCGUCGGUGUCGGGUCGAAAGAUCGCGAGGCUCCGGGGGGGCCUCACGUCCUCUGUUUCCCUCCUCUCGCCGCUGCCUUCCGUCUCCAUCGCCGAAGCUCUGCACGAGGGAGAGUCAGGAGACGACGAACAGCACCCGAAAGGAGAGGCCCAGCACUGCGGGCCGCAGCUCCAGAAGCGAGGCGACUGCGACGGGUGGGGAACGCCCUCAGAGCCGUCCGUGUCCUCCACGUCCUCUUGUCCCGCAGCGCCUGGGCGCCACCAGGGCAGAUUGAUUUCGGUGCCGCCCAGCAUCUCCGGCGAGGGUUUCUGCAUUGCUCAGGAAACAGAGACGAAAAGUGGAGAGUGGGAAACACAGGGAGCUGCGACAGGCGCCGGCCGCCCAGCGGGCACACCCUUUCUUACUAGGUCGAGUAUAUCGGUCGUGGAGACCAGUCCGCAGCCCUCACCGCACGCAAAAGGUACGGCCGGGGGGCUCAUGCAUCUCCAGGGAGAAGGGGCGGGAGUUGGAGCGACUGGCGUCCGCGACGGUUUGAGGAGAGACGACUGCAGGCGUCAAGUUGACGUUUUUGCGGCCGCAGAAGAGACCUGCGAUGCCAUGGUUUCAUCCGCUUCGUUCGCGCCUCCGCCUCGCUCGCCUGACGCCUCGGCGGGUACAUCUACUGGCGGAGGGCGGCAGAAAGACGAGGAGCGAGAGACAAACGGAGAAGACCCGCCGGGUCGGGAACCAGGAGGGCCGGCGGGCGAACGAGGUAGAGGGACAGGCCAAGAGGGGGAGACGGCCGCGCUUGGAGUCCCAGGGCUGGCCUCAGCUACGGACCGUUCGAACUCUUCUCUUUCGUCUGCCUUUCCGGAGAGCCGCGUUCUGGAGUGCAGAUACACCUCUGUUUCGUUCACCUCUCCAGAUCUGGAGCUGGGGAAGCGGGAAGGGCGAGGGAAGAGUGAAGACCAGCGGAGAGCGUGCCAAGCUGGGUCUCCGGCGACUCGACGUCGGUCAGGAGAUAAGCAGAAGAAGGCAUUUUCUCCUCUCAUCCGCUUCGCUUUCUUCGGGCGAGGGCGGCGACCCGCGUCCCGCCGUCCCUCUCCAGUCGCUGCUGCGCAGGGCUCGUCUCCUUUUUCUUCGCACUCCACGCAUGCGCGUUCCCCCUCCCGCUCGUUCGGGCCGCUUGGCGGAUCGCGGCCGCGGGACUCGCGGCGCCGCCACGGGGGGUAUGCGCACUCGCAGAGGUCGCCGCACCUCGCGAGCGAGGACGCGGCGUCACUCCAGAGUUCCCCUGCCUGUGAGAGCGAGGUUCCGCGCAGCCGCCCUGUGCGCCGUCUCUUCUGGAACUCUAAAGAAAAGGGUGCACGCGGCGACGCACGCUAUUCGCUCUUCUUCCGCGUGAACAGGGGCCCCUCGGCGCUGCCCGCGGGGGAAGAGAGACGACCUCGAGCCGGAAAGACCGGCGGGAAGAAGUCACCCUGGAGCGCGUACCUGCGUGACGCAGGACGCCGCACUGGAAGUAGUUUCACAGGCGUCACUGGCGGACGCGCCUUCACCCCCGCCGCGGGGAUCGGGCGCGUCUACGAGCGCGCGAAGGCAAAGAGAGAAGCAGAUCUCGACGGAGACCGCGGUCGGUACAGAAGGGCGGGCAGUCGAGCGGAAUGGCCACCUGACUGUUCGGGCUACGGGGAACUCUCGAUGGCGGGCUCCAGCGCCUUCGCAAUAGGGACAGAGGAGGAUUCCGAGGCUCGCGAGCUCAUGUCCCUCGUCGGUCUUACGGACUUCACGUGUGAGGAGGCCGACCGCCUGGGGCUUACCUACGUGCGACUCAAGGAUUCGUACCGCGUCGCGACUUUGCCGUACUCGAUAAUUCCCUACAUUCGGAGAUCGGAGUCUCACAAGGGGUUCGGCCACGUUUGGGACUUCGACAUGCUCGGCUUUGCGGCGACGACUCCGAAUCCACUGGUUGAGGUCGGCCUCGCGCUCAUUCUGCCCGAAAUCGAGGCGACACAAUGCUGUCCCGAACAGACGCUGCUCGGUCUGCUGGUGAACAUGCAGACGCGAUACCUCGACAACGCCUACCACAGUCAAGUUCACGCGGCAGAAGUCGGUCACACGGUGGCGUGUCUGGUCAGGGGCCUCAUUCCAACGAGAUCCGCCUUUGCGAAUGUGUGCACCUUCCUCGCCGCCCUCGCUCACGACGUGGGCCACCCUGCACGGACGAACCUCUUCCUCCAGAACCUUUUGCAUCCGCUGGCCAUCACUUACAACGACGCCUCUGUUCUCGAGAGCUUCCACAGCGCCCUUUUCUUCAGAAUCGUUAGCGAAAUUCCGAGCGCCAACAUCUUCGCGGGACUUCCUCCAGAGACCUUCCGCGUUGCCCGACAAAACAUCAUCACCCUCAUUCUUGCGACCGACAUCAAACAGCACUUCGAUACAAUUUCGCGUUUCCGACUGAGAAGAAAUAGCCCCGAGUUCAACUUCCUGAAGAAAGAGGAGGACGAGUGGCUGGUUAGGAAGAUGAUCUUCAAGGUUGCCGACAUCAGCCACGCAGCAGUCGCUUGGGACGCGCACUUUUUUUGGAGCUGCAAAGUCGCUGCGGAGUUCUACUCUCAGGGAGACGCCGAAGUUCGUCUCGGUCUUCCAGUGUCCCCGCUGUGCGAUAGAGAGAAGCACAGCGAGAUGGCGAAAGGUCAAGUUGCUUUCCUCAGCUUCGUCGUCGAGCCGCUCCUCCGAGAGCUCGAAGCCGUAGAAACGUUUGUUGCGUCGCAUGGCGGUUCCUCGAUUGUCACCACGGAGCUGCUUAUCAAUUUCGCUGAGAACGUGAGUCAGUGGAAAGCCCUCGACGCGGAGAAUAAAGUUGUUGCGCUCGACUCGGCAAUUCUAGGCUACGGGCGCUACGGAGUUCUGCCCCGCCUGACCGAGUCGGAUAGACGCCAACUGAUUCUGGAUUGCUGUAGAGCGGCAGGGGCAGCUCCCGAAGAAAAAGCCUGA